AUGGGAGCGACGGAGACCUUGCGAAUACUGGAGCAACCAUAUCCUGAUUUGCGACACGACUUGAAUGGCGUCGUGGAUGCGGUUGUCGGCGACGACGAACUGGCAGCAGACGUAGAAGUCACAGAUGACGUCGUGAACACCACUGCGGACAAUGGCGACAAUCUCAUCGACGAAGAGAAACCGGUGAAAGAGCGCAAGGGAUCAGAUGAAGCUCCAGACACUCCCCACGACACCGCUAAAACAUUUAUCACAGCAGAAGUGUUGGAUACUUGA
Molecule: messenger RNA, 273 nt
Organism: Hyaloperonospora brassicae
Lineage: Eukaryota; Oomycota; Peronosporomycetes; Peronosporales; Peronosporaceae
Source: the annotation of a GenBank genome assembly